CAGGCUGUCUUUCUUACCCCCAGGGCGCCCUAAAGCCCAAUCUAGCCGCCCGGGGGCUCUCGGCCUCCGGGGUUGCUGCAGGCACCUCCCAGAUCCCAGAGGUACCUAAGACCUUAUCAAGCCUCACUGCAGGUAUUCAGAAAAGCACUUCGGUACGGAACAGGAGGUCUACUAGUAGUUGUACCAAGGUAGAUCACCCAGUACCAGGGAUUGCGACCGUGAUGCAAAGCCUAAAAUUAAGGCAGGAAUAUCAUCGGCAAGACUAUAACACCCCUGCAACGCAGCACAACCUUCAAUCAAUGUUCAAGGGCUGGUUUACACUAGAUUCCAGGUACUAGGAGUUGUAGACGUGGCAUACGUCUAUGACCUUGUUCAUAAGAUCCAAGCUGUUCAUAAGUAUGCCACCCGCUGCUUCUAGUUGCCUUCUUCUGGUGAACAAUCCAGCUGGAAAUGGAAGAACCGAUGCACUGCACACUACCACUGCCAGCGUGGUGUUGAUGUGACGUAAUCCAUGCCUGCCACUGAGCGGCUUCUUUCCACACUUUCGAGAUGCUGAUUCUACACAAUUGACAGUGGCCGUGGAAUACGCAAAGACGGAAUCUUUACCAGAGCCGGCGCUGGGGACAUUGGCCUGCAGUGGAGAGCAAAGUUGAUAUCGCAAUAGAGCGCCUCCCCUGACGGCAUGUUUCGUUGACGGCACGACUCUUCCAUAAGGACUACGCCUAGUCUUGCCCUGCGUCUCGAAUUCUCAACAUGUCUUUCAUUGACGAUGAUCUUCGCAGGGUUGACGCUGCACUGGACAAAUUCCAACUUAGGGAUGCGGAAGAGCGAGCUGCCAGUUUUGCCGCGAGUGAACAACAAGUAACCGCCGAAGAUGAUCCACGAAGUGCUCAGCUCAAGGUCGUCAUCCGAGCCCUCUCUACCACCUCGAGAAGCAAGCCACUUCUGCGCCGCUCAAAAGUGCGAAACCUAUUGUCUCAGAUCGUAAACAAGGGCGAGGCGCAGGUAACAGCAGAGACAGCUACUGCUGAUAUCUCGAACCUGGAAUGGGUGGCUACCGGGAAAGCAACGGUUCAAGUGUACGGACAGAUACUGAACUCUCUUCUAGACCGAACCAUUCCGCUGAGCGAGUCGAUUUGGUACUGGGAUGAUUUACUGGGGUCAUAUUUCAAUAUUGCGCUUUACACCGUGCAGACAUCCCCUCUCAGGUUCUGGAAACAGGCAAGAGAGGUCUAUGCUGACGCCCGACAAAGGUUCAGGGAGGGCGCGGGGCUCACCGCUUCUGCGCAGCAAGCCACGACCACGGUCACUGAGAGCUGGAAGGAAUUUUAUGGCCUGGUCCAAAAGAGUAUACAAGAGCGCUCCCUGGCCCAGGCUCAAACUAAAAUCCUAUCUCCUUUCUCGAUAGCCCGGAUGGAAGCCCGUCGCAACUUGAGCCACAUCCGAGAGUUGAAAAAGUCGAGUUCUGUCUUGAUUGGCCGACUUGUGCGUGAAUGUCUCGUGUUCGACGGACCGCCAGAUGAGCGCAAGAUAGGCGCGUUGCCGCAAAUGGUGGGUCAACAGGAGGAAGACUGGCAGACCACCAUUGCAAGAACAAUCUGUCUACUUGACACCGUCACGAGAACCAACCAUGACGAAGAGGACUAUUUGCCUGACCCCGCCACAGCUUCUUCGGCAGAGAUGGCAGCUAUGCUGGUUAAGAUCCUGGAUGAAAACCUCCCAAAACAUGAGCAAAGUGCGAACGCCAUCAAGUCCAAAUACGGCAAACCACCAAGGCUCGUACGCUAUUGGAUACCUACGCUCGCGCUAUUAUUGUCCGGCAGCACGCUUCUACGGGUUGUUGCGAAUCGGCGCGCGGAGAUAAUACAAUGGUUCAGGGAAUUUGGUCAGACAACCAUAGACUUCUGGACCAACUGGGUCGUGGAGCCGACCAAGAAGCUGAUCGGCACAAUCCGACAUGACGAGACAAGCGAAAUAGCAAUACAAAGCCGGGAAAGUCUGAACGCCGACCGGGAGAGUCUCGAGCGCAUGGUCGUCGACUUUGCCCUGCAGCACCCGGAGAACGGCAGUCAGUUGACCGAAACCCAAGUGGCCGAAUUGAGGACCAAAGUCCGAGAAGGCGAUCUCACUCCAGUCCUAAAAGCGUAUGAACGAGAGAUGCAGAGUCCCAUCAAGAAUGCCAUCAUGGGUGAUUUGGUGCGCACGUUGCUCAUCCAAGUUCAGAAAACAAAGGUCGAUGUUGAAGUUGCCAUUGGCGGCAUUGAUUCUCUCCUCAAGAGUCAGGAACUGCUCUUCGGCUUUGUGGGCAUUGCUCCUGGAGUUCUAAUCUCGUUUGGCAUAAUUCAGUGGCUAAGAGCUACUUUCGGAGGCCGUAAGGGCUUGCGACAAGGCCAGAAGAAGGGCGAGGCUAUCCGAUUGAUCAGAAACAUUGAUAGGACUCUGACCAGUGCUGAGUUGGACGACGACGGGAUCAUUUCCGAGGAGCACCAUGGUCUUCUCCUUUGCGAAGCUCACCUUUUACGCCAGAGAGCAACGGCAGUCCUGCCCAGAAAUAUCCAGAGGGAGUUCCUCGAAGACCUAGAGGACUUGCUGGACAUCAAGGCUGGUGUUCAUCGCCAGAUCAAUGUCUUGAGACGACUCGAAUGGGCAUACGCAAAGUGGUUGCGAUGACCUCUCUAAUCUACCGCCGCGGCAUGUACUGAGCUUAGGUAUAACUGCAUCCUCAACUCGAUACAACAAUGGCAGUAGCUGGGUUCUCCGUGGGCAUCUUAUACCUCCUGAUAUCCUCUACCUAGGCAUGUAUUGUUGUGCUCGAUCGAGACAAACUCGACAGAAGUACUGUACAACUCAGGGCGCUUGUUCUGGUAGUAGGUUACAUAGCACGAGGAAUGGAAAAGUAUCUCUCAGGUACAUUAUACUACAAUACCUACAGAGGUAUCUUGACAAGUUGUCGGCGAAUUGGAGUCUCUCGACCACAAGGGGCUUCAAUAUCGAUUAUGCAACUUCCAAGUUGUGUAUAUCAGGAGUACUCUAGUCGGUAUUUGAUCAUCCAUAUUGUAUGCCUGGACCCC
Messenger RNA from Exophiala dermatitidis NIH/UT8656, 3071 nucleotides. RefSeq lists its product as uncharacterized. The transcript has 3 exons. Lineage: Eukaryota; Fungi; Ascomycota; Eurotiomycetes; Chaetothyriales; Herpotrichiellaceae. The coding region runs from base 754 to 2670 and encodes 638 amino acids. Gene Ontology annotation, cellular component: mitochondrial outer membrane. The record is from RefSeq and is a predicted model, not a curated record.